Messenger RNA from Cyanidioschyzon merolae strain 10D, 438 nucleotides. RefSeq lists its product as hypothetical. The transcript has a single exon. The record is from RefSeq and is a predicted model, not a curated record. Lineage: Eukaryota; Rhodophyta; Bangiophyceae; Cyanidiales; Cyanidiaceae. The coding region runs from base 1 to 438 and encodes 145 amino acids.
AUGCCAAACAGACGCCUCCACGACGAUGUCAGUGCCUUUGUUAGUCUCGCGACCGGGAGCGUUCUAGGGCGGCAAGCCGAGUUCCCGCUCAAGCGCACGCGUUUCCGCGAAUGUUGUCGUAGCCGCUUAGCACGCGCUGCAGCGCGUCGCGCAGUUGCGUGCAACCUGAACCGUCAGGAAACAGAAUCGAAGAAGGGUCCAACGCGAGCGAAAAACCAGCUUGGAGAGGGCUCGCGGCCCGCGUCCAAAACGUACGGCUCCUCUGGCGCGACUCCGAAACGGUUAGAGUCCAUCGAAGGUAGUCGAAAGUUUCGCUACAUCGCCGGGAACAAAGGUCCCGACAUCUGGCUCGUUGUCGCAAUUCUGAGUAUACUUUUGCCGAUUCUUUUCAUAGCGUGGGCGUUCAAAACCGGUAUUGUGGACCCUUCUGGGUACUGA